This is a messenger RNA of Acanthopagrus latus (yellowfin seabream), 699 nucleotides long. It is a transcript of the gene tmsb4x, whose product is annotated as thymosin beta 4 X-linked. Gene Ontology annotation, molecular function: actin monomer binding. Bases 169 to 294 code for a protein of 41 amino acids. The transcript has 3 exons. Gene Ontology annotation, biological process: regulation of cell migration; actin filament organization. NCBI's taxonomy places the organism in Eukaryota, Metazoa, Chordata, Actinopteri, Spariformes, Sparidae. Gene Ontology annotation, cellular component: cytoplasm. The record is from RefSeq and is a predicted model, not a curated record.
AAGCGACUUUUUUCUUCCGAGACGGUGGGCGUGACGUCAGGGGACUAUUUGCAUACUGCGCAGUAUUUAAGGUGUGAUUGACGGCGGACUCAUCACUGCGAUCCUGCGCCGUUGAGAAGUGUGCCCUGUCCUCCCGCUCUCUGACUGAAACCCUGAGCCUCUGCAGACAUGUCCGACAAGCCUGACAUCUCAGAAGUCGCAUCCUUCGACAAGUCCAAGCUGAAGAAGACAGAGACUGAGGAGAAAAACACACUUCCAACCAAAGAAACCAUCGAACAGGAGAAGUCAGCAUAAUGCAGACCGGCACUCCUUUGCUCUGUACAUUCCACAAGACUUGCCUUUUUUCCUUUUUUUUUCAAACUUGUAUCUCACGCUGACUAAUUGACAAAACUGUGGCUGUUCAACCCUUGCCGCACUACUCUCUCGUCAAGAUGUCCCUCUGUACAGUAAGCAAGUGUGGCGUAACAUCGGCAUGGGUUCCUGGUCAUCUGUUGCUUUGGCUGCAUCUCCAGGGUGGCGAUGAGGAGCAGUCAUGCCAUGAAAAAACCAUGGGACCUACACUUCAUGAUUUGUAUCCCUGCUCCAGCCACUUGUGAAUGCUUUAAGAAAAACGAUGAAAACAAGCAGUGUUUAAUGGUUUUUGUAAAAUCUGGAAUGCAAGUUUGUCAAAUAUGCAAAAUAAAAAAAAAAGUAAAUUGA